GGGGAGGCGCCGCUCUGGCCACCGCUCGGUGGUGGAGGUGCGCGGCGGGGGCCGCUCUGGCCGGCGGGCUCGUUGGUGCGGAGUCCCGGAAGCGGCGUUCCCCGAGGCCGGGCGCGGAAUGGCGGAGAGUCCGGCCGCCGAGGAGGCGGCCCCGGCCGCGGUGCUGGCGGCGGCGGCGGCGGCAGCGGCGGCGGGAAGCGGCAGCUCCUCGUCCAGCCCGGGAGGCGGCUCGGGGAGUCCCGGUGUCUUCAUCCCCGCCGAGCUGUGGGCGGCGGCGGGUUUCGGCGCCGCGACGCCGGGCGCUGGCGUCGCCCCGGGGAGCGGCGGGGCGCCCAUCGCGGCGGCGGCGGCGGCUGCGGGGGCCGCACUCCUUACGCACUCCGCCUUCUGGGACCCCACGGUCAGCGGGGACUGGGACAGCGAGCGGCCCAGCCCGGCCUGCCUUCUGCGGAUCAAACGGGACAUCAUGUCCAUUUACAAGGAGCCGCCCCCGGGAAUGUUUGUUGUGCCUGAUCCCCAAGACAUGACCAAGAUUCAUGCAUUGAUCACUGGCCCCUUUGACACGCCUUAUGAAGGGGGUUUCUUCUUGUUCCUGUUUCGCUGUCCUCCAGAUUAUCCCAUCCACCCACCAAGGGUCAAACUGAUGACCACGGGAAAUAACACAGUGAGGUUUAACCCCAACUUCUACCGCAAUGGGAAAGUCUGCCUGAGUAUCCUAGGCACCUGGACCGGGCCUGCCUGGAGCCCAGCACAGAGUAUCUCUUCAGUCCUCAUCUCCAUCCAGUCCCUGAUGACUGAGAACCCCUACCACAAUGAACCUGGCUUUGAGCAGGAGAGGCACCCAGGGGACAGCAAGAACUACAACGAGUGCAUUCGGCACGAGACCAUCCGAGUAGCAGUGUGUGACAUGCUGGAGGGGAAGUGUCCCUGUCCUGAGCCCCUAAGGGGUGUAAUGGAGAAAUCCUUCAUGGAGUACUACGACUUCUAUGAAGGGGUUUGUAAAGAGAGGCUUUACCUACAAGGACAGACCAUGCAGGAUCCCUUCGGUGAGAAACGAGGCCACUUUGACUAUCAGUCCCUAUUAGUGCGUUUGCAAGGCAUUCGGCAGAAGGUGCAAGAGAAACACCAGCAGGAGACUACAGAAAUAGACUCUGAGAGCAGCUCCUCUGAGACAGAGACAGACACUCAAGGUUGCUCUAAAGCUUAGAGCCACCCUCACAGUGGAGAGGCCAAGCCGUGGGGAUCUUCUGUCUUCACACUCUAGAGUAUCCCUGACUGACUCGACAACCAAACCAGUGCCAGAGUGGAGAAACCUGGCAGGCUGUCCUCUGUCUCCUCCUGCUGCUCUGGUGGAUGAUGCUGAAGGAGAAGACUUCAUGCUAGACAAAGCCAAGCUUGUGACAGGCUACUCUUCAAAAGGUACUUCCUAGGCUAGACAAGCCAGAGCAUGUGGCAUCAGGUUACGUUUUGGAAACACCAACGCUGGUGGUUGUUCUUUUCCUUCAUUUGCAUUUCAUUUGGGGUUUUUUUGGGGUUGUUUUUACUUUUUUUUUCCUCCCCCACACCUCCCCCCCUUCAUUUGAUUAAAGAAUGAGCUCUUAGCCUGCAAAUCCUCUUGACAGCUUUUCUGUUCCUAAGUCAGUGAGCCCUUCCCUGGGGCCACGCUGAACGUGGAGCUGUGGGAGCGCUUUGAUGAGUCCAGGGUAUGACAGAACCCCCCCCGUGUGUGUGCCCAGUAUGGGCUGGGAGAGAUGGGAGCCUCUCUGCUCCGUGGAGCACAUCUACCUGAUGUCUUUCUUCUAGACACUGUUGUAGACAGACCAAAGAGAAAAGAGCAGUGGUGGAAUGUGGGCUCCUUUCUGAAAGCUUUACUCAAGCCCUGACUUUGGCACUGAGACUUUGGGUGCAAAGGGGCAGAUCAAAAGGCAGUGGAAACCACAGGAGAAGCCCUAAAUUGAGUGCAGGUUUGUUCAUCCUGGUGGUGUGGGGAAGGGAGGACCAGAAAAUCAUCAGUCAGAGAUGGGGAAGCCACUUAAUGAGUCUAGUUUGUGUAUUAUCUUGUUCUUUCUUUAGUGCUGGUUUGGAUUUAGCACCCCAGAAAUGCUUCACCCUGGCUGCUCUCUACAGAGCUGCUUUGUUUCCUGAAGGACUUUUUGCUUUCCACCUUUUUUUUUAACUCCAAUGUCAUAGUUUAUGAUUUUCCUCCCUUCUUCCUCCUGCCACCUCACUCCCCACUUCUACCUUGCUCCACCAAACUGAAACACUAGAGGAAGGGGCAGCAGUGAAGACCUCCAGAGGUGAACAUCUUGUCACUGACAAAUUCCUUUAGCUGAGCAGGAGCUGAUUGAGUGGUGGAAAAGUUGUAACAGUUCAGAGCUUUGACUGUGUAAACUGUGAGCAGAGGUGAGCUGGCUGCUGGCUGCCAGUGCCAUCAUGUCCCAGAUGUGUUUGGUGCUCAUUGGGGUGGGAGGUAAAAUGGCCAGGGACAGGAGCCUGCUGAGGGUUGGUUGGAGCAGGGUAAAGUUUUGCUGAUUAAAAAGCUUCAUCUGUGUUUAAUUAUUCUUUUGAUGAGAGCUUGGAUAAGAAAGCUAAGCACAAAGUUGCACCUUUACCUUGAACCCUCUUUCCUUCAACACCUUCCCAGCAGCUUAGCCCAGUUUCAGGCUCCUUGGUGGUGCUGGUGGUGGGAGAACUUCCAGUGGUUAUCUUUGUUCUCAAAUCAGGGUCAGAAGCCUCUUGCUGUGCACUGCAGGGGAAGGCAGUGCCCCUCCCGGUGUGACACUGAAUUGUUUUCAGCCUCUGUGAGUGAAAUCCAACUCUUGCAGAACUCAGCCUGCAGCUUCAGCAGCUCUGGGAAGCUGGAAGGUGGGAAUGGUGCUGAGUUGAAGGUUGCCAUGUAGCAACCUGGGGACCUUUGUUUUUGGCUUUCUCUUAAGCAAGCAAACUCCCCUGGGUCUGUCGUGGGCUUGAGUUAGGGGAAAUCAGGGUUGAAGGCUAAGUCCACAGGACUCACCCAACCACCUACACCAGAUGAGAGUAAAUAAAGCAGUGUCCACCUCUAAGUGAGGUCUUGGGGGAGGCAGUGGGAGGGAGGGAAUCUCCUGAGUCGCUGCUGAGCUCCCUCCUCCUUCCAUCCCACUGUAAAAAUGUCACAUCGAGGUUUGGUUGGGCUUUGGUUUUUCUUUCUUUUCACCAUCCAGUAGCAUUGUGUGGGGCAGAGCUGUGGCUCUGCUGCCUUCCCAAAGGCAAGAGCUGGUUCUGCAGUCUCGUUUGUGAUGCAUGUGGUGUUCCCCAUCCACCCAGAGCAACAGAACAAGAAAAUGCCUUACUGUGGACACUAUUCACAGAACUUAGCAUGUGGCUGUACAAAGAGAAGAAGAAGAAGUUCUUAGUUUUCUAGCUCUAAAAAUGAUGUCAUCUGUCCUCCCAUUUCUGAAUGUCUCCAUUUCAAAGUGACAAUCCUCAACUGACUGCUCCAGGCAGAGAUGUUUUAGCAACAGAUUUUUAGACUUAACUUGAGUUGGGAAAGAGAAAAAAAAAGAGAGAGAGAAAAAAAAAGUAUAUAUAUGCACAAGAGUCACUCUAAGAUCCUUUGUUUAUAUACUUAUUGUACAUAAGAUUUUGGGUUUUUUUCCCUUUUCUUUCCUUUUUUUUUUUGUGCAAUAAAGUUUGUUUUGGCAGAA
Pogoniulus pusillus (Red-fronted tinkerbird) is the source of this 3683-nucleotide messenger RNA. It is a transcript of the gene UBE2Z, whose product is annotated as ubiquitin conjugating enzyme E2 Z. The transcript is spliced from 7 exons. The record is from RefSeq and is a predicted model, not a curated record. Lineage: Eukaryota; Metazoa; Chordata; Aves; Piciformes; Lybiidae. Bases 119 to 1207 code for a protein of 362 amino acids.